UCCCCUUCUAGUUGCAUUUAGAGAAACGGCUCUUCACCACUAUUUCAGUAUCACAACUGCUUUCACAGGAUCACAGAAAUGGACAAGAGUGUUCAAGGGGGUAAAGCGUACGGUCUUCUAAAAUCUCAACAGGAAGAAAAACUCAACGCGAUCAACGAGGACUUUCUCUCAGAUGAAAAGUAUGCAGAGGAAGAAGAACUCGCUUCAAAGCUUGAAAUGUUUAAAAAAAAAUACAUGGAGUUUGAUCUUAACGACAAAGGAGAGAUUGACAUCAUGGGUUUAAAACGAAUGCUGGAGAAACUGGGACUGGCCAAAACUCACUUGGAGCUGAAGAAGAUGAUGUCGGAGGUGGUUGGAGGAAUGUCAAAGGACACCAUUAGCUACCAUGACUUCCUCAACAUGAUGCUGGGAAAGAGAAAUGCAAUUUUAAAGCUGAUCUUGAUGUUUGAAGGUAUGGGGAAAGAACCAGAGAAAACUGACACAGGACCACCUCGCCGUAAAACCUUUUCAGACCUCCCGUGACCAAACUGUGAUUGUGUCUUUUUUCCAGAUUUGAAUAACACUUGAAUAACAAACCAAAGUAAAGUUAUUUGUAUAUGUUUGUGCAUUCUGAUUUAUGUGAUUAUUGCCACACAGACAUCACACACUAUAGGCAAUCUGAAUGAGCCUUUGUACAUGCUAUAGUAGCACACAUCCUACUGUACAAAUUUUUAUAUGUGUGGUCAUCUGUAGCUUUUUCAAAAAAAAAAAAAAAAAAAAAAAGAAGAAGAAUGUAAAGCGCUUCCUAAUGAAUGCAUGGCCAUCAUUAUAUUACUUUGUGCAAUAACAUCCCAUGUUUAAAUAAAUAAAUGACUUACUGAUUUUAAAA
This is a messenger RNA of Thalassophryne amazonica, 868 nucleotides long. RefSeq names its product allograft inflammatory factor 1-like. Lineage: Eukaryota; Metazoa; Chordata; Actinopteri; Batrachoidiformes; Batrachoididae. The coding region runs from base 79 to 522 and encodes 147 amino acids. The record is from RefSeq and is a predicted model, not a curated record. Gene Ontology annotation, biological process: actin filament bundle assembly; ruffle assembly. The transcript is spliced from 6 exons. Gene Ontology annotation, cellular component: ruffle membrane; actin filament. Gene Ontology annotation, molecular function: calcium ion binding; actin filament binding.